UCGCAUUGAGUUCGGAGUCCAACUGAGCGGCAGGGGAGGGAGGAAGGGCGCCGGGUGUCUCGAACGUCGUUGCCUGGGGCGGACCGUUGCAGAAUCUUCCGAACUUUCACCGCGGUCGCAACAAUUAUCAACCACUAAAUUCGAUCAGCAAAGGAGAAACAGAGAAACGGCAAAAAUGGUUUACGAAAGCGACUUCUACACGACCCGGCGUCCCUAUUCUCGACCCUUGGCGUCCUCCUACACCGUAACGGGCCCUACGAUACUACCUCUAUCCACCGUGAUUCAGGUGAGUUCCUACCCCCACUUGCCGUACCGGGCGCACAAACGUUUGGUGACGUUUGUCCACACACCAAUUCACAGCGUCUACCACACCGGAACACCGAUACCGAUCAGGAUCCACUCGAGGGUGAGGCCCUCCGUAUUGGCCGCGGAAUACAACAGGAUACGAGACCUCCCCAGGCCCUCGAGCAGGUCCUACACCGAGAGAUACCUGAACUCGAAAGACAACAUCUUCUUCGACGACGAGACGCGUCGCAUCCGGGCAAGGGCGGACUCCCUCCUCCGACGCAUCCACGUCUUCGUGCCGAGGCCCUCGGCGAGCGAUUUCCACGAAGAUACCGACCCCGAGCGACUGCUAAGCGACGAUUACAUCCGGCGUCUCCUGGGAGCGCGUAAGAACGUCCGCAAGGAGAUCGAGUCCGCCUCAUGGUACGCGGCACCGGAGCAACGCGGCCUAGGCAAGGGAAACCUGGCCUGCGUCGAAUACGUCGGCGGUAGGCCGCACUCCCGUAGGAGGCCUUACUUCAAGCUCGCCGACCUCAGGCCCGUCGACAUUCAGAACGACGUUAAUCUGCUAAGUUUCUACAGUAAAAAUCGGCAGGCUGCCGCCAACGCUUCUCCCGCCGGUCAUCUCACCGAAAGGGAAAUAAGAAAGGCGCGAGCGGUUGAACCGGAACGGAUCCCGACAUCCGACCCGGUCGACACCGUCCCGGAGGAGGCUGAUCCAGAAAAGUCAGGUGCAUCUCUCGAAACCCCCGAAGCCCCCGAACCAGCCGCCGCGAUCGAACUCGAGGAGAUCGUCGGCAAGAAGAAGGAGAAAAAGGAGAAAAGAAAGGACAAAGAGGUGAGGAAGGCAGCCGACGAGGAGGCUCUGAGGAAGGCGGAAGAGUACCUCGCGAGGCAGGCGGAGGAGGCGAGACUGGAGGAAGAGAGGAGGCUGAUCGCGGAGGAAGAACGUCUGCGGCUCGAACGUGAGGAAGAAGAGGCGCGAUUGGUUCUGCAGAAGGCGCAAGACGAAGCUCGUCUCGCGGAAAUAGAGGAGCAAGAGAGGAGGGCGGCGGAGAGGAGGGAGGCGGAGGAAAAAGAGGAAGCGGCUCGUUUGGAGGAAGAAAGAAUAGCGGAAGAGGAAAGAGCGACUGCCCUGGCUGCGGAGGCUGCGGCGUUGAUCGAGGAGGAGAGACAAGCGGCUAUCAAGGCGUUGGAAGAGGAGCAAAAGAAACGAGAGGAAGAGGAGCUUCUCGCGGCGGAGAACGCUGCUGCCGAGGCGGAAGGUACGGCGGGAUCGCUUCCGGUCGAGGAGGCGGAGGCGACCGAGGAGACCCAACAAGAGCAAGAGGAGAAGCCCGUCGAAACGGUCGUCAACGAGGAGCCCGAGAUCGACGAGGUUGAGGUCGCCGAGGAGGACGAGGCGGUCUUGGACGAAAACGUCGUACAAGAACCCGUGGAGGUCGAGGCCGGCGACGGUCAACCGACGGACGAGGCGAUCGUCCAGGUUACGGACGUCCCGCAGGUCGCCGAGGUCCCCUACGGUCCCGACGACAACAUUUGGGGCGACAACGAAGACGCGUAAAAGCCCCCCCCCCUCCGCACGCCCACGCCGAAAUUCAUAAGAUAUAAUUACGAUAUUUUGUACACCCGCCAUAUACCCGAUAUACCGAUAAUGUCUGUUGAAUACCUACGCACGAGCUGAUCGUCGCCGUUGAUUUCUAAUCGUACAGGGACGUUUCGAGAGAAAUGCCCCCGUGGUACGCAAGGUUGAAGAAUAAAGCCGACUCGUUACACAUCCA
Athalia rosae (coleseed sawfly) is the source of this 2066-nucleotide messenger RNA. RefSeq names its product capping protein inhibiting regulator of actin dynamics-like. The record is from RefSeq and is a predicted model, not a curated record. The coding region runs from base 176 to 1849 and encodes 557 amino acids. The transcript is spliced from 13 exons. NCBI's taxonomy places the organism in Eukaryota, Metazoa, Arthropoda, Insecta, Hymenoptera, Athaliidae.